AUAAAUAAAAAGGCAAGGCAACUGUGACUCACCCUAUCAAAAUUAAAAUUUAAAAAAGGAAUAAAACAAAUAAGUUAUUAACUGUUAAUGAGCCCAUGAACAAACUAUUCGGAGGAUAUACAUUUAAAACGACAGUUACAACGUUUAAUUAACUAUGGUACUUUUACCAGUAACUACUUGUUUCAGAUCCUCACAAACAGACGACCAACAUGCUCUUCGUCACUCUCGCUGUUGUGGUAGUGCUGGCCUAUCUUCUGAACCGCUGGUUUCGCUCACUCAAGCUCCAAGAAUUGGAGGGAAAAAACGUUCUUAUUACAGGAUGUGACACUGGCUUUGGGCACGAGCUAGCGAUACGACUAGACUCGAUGAAUUUUCACGUCUUCGCUGGAUGCUUAACCGAGAGUGGUCAACAGAACCUCAAACAACGUUGCUCAACUCGGCUGACGGUCUUUCCUCUCGACGUUUCCGACUCAAACAGCAUUCUGGAAGCUGAGAGAGGUGUAAGGGAGAAGCUGGUACAAAAGGGUUUGUGGGCUCUGGUAAACAACGCAGGAGUCACUGGACUGUUAGCGCCAGUUGAGAUCUGUACCAAGCAGGACUUUGAGGCGGCGAUAAAAGUGAACCUCUUAGGUCCCAUUGAGAUGACAAAGGCGUUCCUACCUGCUUUGAGAAAAGUUGGUGGCCGAGUGGUGAACAUGACUAGCUGUGCAGGACGUGUUGCGGCUCUUACUGCCCCUUACUGCGUCACUAAGUUCGGGCUUGAGGCUCUUUCAGACAUUCUCAGGUCAGUUUGGCUUGCUUUAGUACACGUAUCAGUUUUCAUGAUGGAAGUUACAAUACAGCAUGGAUUUUUCUUUAGCUUGUUACAACUCUCUCCAUUCUCUUCUCCAGUGCACAGCUGUAUGCAGUAUUUUAGCGACCACUCCUCCACGACAAUAGACCACGUGAUCGACGCCUACGUCCAUGCUAUCACAGCCAGAUACCCUCGGACGCGGUAUGUGGUGGGCAUCGAUGCUAAAUACGUAUACAUUCCUCUGAGUUUUCUUCCCGACUGGCUGACAGAUUUUUUAAUUUCGCAAUUCAAGAAAAGAAUAAUGGCUUGGGAUAAGUAAAUAUGUGUGUUUAUUUGUAAAUAAAGGGAGCGACACGUCUCUGAAAAUUGUCAUUCACCAAUAUGAAACAGGGUCAUUCUUUGUCAUAAGAAAUUAUAUUCAGAACCCCCCCCCCCCCACGGCCUCAAAAUUGUUCAAAUGAAUACAACCAGAGACUGAGCUGGGCGUUGUGUGUUGUGCUUUUGACAUUUCCUUUCCUCUGUUUUGUUCUGCAUUUCAAAUAGAACGGUUUGUGUGAAAUCCCAACGACAAAGUGAACAUAUUAUGAAGACUGUACCGUGAACCGAGGAGGCUUCUUCUCCACAGAAACGAACUCGGUAUUUCGCUCAUACGGGGAAAAAAAGACGUGAAGAUGCAUAUUUAUAUGUAAGUGCUAGAAAUGUUUAUAGUAACAAGAGUUUUGAUUUUGGAAGAACGAUGAAACGUAGCACGGUGUUUACAUUGACGAGAAAAUGUGAACUAUGUCCAUGUUUAAUUUCCUAUAUUAUUAUUAUAAAUAUAAUCUUUCCAUGACAGAUAACGGUGAGCUAUCGUCAAAGUGUAGUCGAAUGGAGAUGUAGAUGACUGUUCUUGUGAAUGUUAUAUCGCUUCCUCGUUUUGUGUUACUAAGACCAUGAGGUCAGAAACCAAAAGCUCUCUCUGCUCUAUCAAAAUCGUACGAAUAUUCGGAGUCGUUAUCAAAAUAUUCAGAGAAUUGCACUUUGAAAAAGUGUUACAUGAUACUGUGAAACUAAAUUUCUCAAAACUAGGUGCUGAGUUGAUAGAGCUUUGAAAAUAGCGAGAUGUCCCCGUAGACAUACCCUAGAUCACUAGGAGGCGGGCUGCUUCUUCUCGUCAUGCCAGAACCCAGGGACAAUCCUAGCCGAAAGGGAUACAACACACCAGUAGCCACUAUUGGAUUGUCGGUUAAAAACACUUUCCCACUGGGGAACCGAACUCAUGUACUCUAUGUACACCAGCGAAGAGUCCAACUACACCAUCACAGACUCCGAUGUGUCUGAAUGCAACAUCUUAGGAGAUGCAAGGGGAUAAUAUUCUAAUGCAACAUCCUCGGAGAUACAAGAGGAAUAUAAUAUUCUUAUUUAAAACAUAUACAUAUGCAUUAUAGUGAUUAUACUCGUAGAAUGCCGAUUGUUGUUCUUUAAUAGCUCUUUUUACUCUUUGGAAGAUUCUCUAUAUUUAUUAUAUUAUAAUACAAGGCGGCUCAAAUAAACACACAACCAGCAAUGGUGUGAAAUCUGCCAGUA
Molecule: messenger RNA, 2359 nt
Organism: Aplysia californica (California sea hare)
Lineage: Eukaryota; Metazoa; Mollusca; Gastropoda; Aplysiida; Aplysiidae
Product: retinol dehydrogenase 16
Exons: 5
Coding region: 210-1112 (300 amino acids)
Source: RefSeq, a predicted model, not a curated record